GAAAACCCCAGGGCAGCAGUUUUAGGCUGAAAAAAUCGGAACUCAGCGGACGAACAGAGGCUUACCGGAAGUAUUUUUCAGCCGCCGGACCCAGCCGGAAUCUCUUCAUCUUCCGUUUGGAGAUACAAAGUUCAGAUAAAAAAUAUAUACUGUAUUGAGGUGAAAUACCUGAAAAUAUCAUCCUGGUCCAGUGGAUUAUUUUGAUGCCAUGACCGUCCAGGCCAAUUUGCGUCUUCUAACCUAUUCACAAGAGAUUGUAGAUGGACAACCAAUUUAUGUUUCCUCAAAUUGUCUUCCAAUUAAGGCUUCAAAAUACGAACCUGCUGGCCAUUCUUUCCAUUAUGCUGCCCUUAAACUCCUUGGUUGUGAGGACGAUGAAGUGAGUGAUGACAACGAGCAGACAGCUGAUGAUGCGGAACAGAAAUAUGCUCCAUCAUUUGAUUCAUAUAGCAGCAAAGGUAAAAAGAAAUCUGGUGGAAGCACGCAACAAGAUCAUUAUGCAUUGUUGGGUUUGAGUCAUUUAAGAUAUUUGGCCACUGAGGAUCAGAUAAAAAAGAGCUAUCGAGAGACAGCUUUAAAGUAUCAUCCGGACAAACAAGCUGCACUUAUUCUUGCUGAGGAAACUGAAUCUGCAAAACAAGCAAAGAAGGAUGAAAUUGAAAGUCAUUUUAAGUCUAUCCAAGAAGCAUAUGAAGUGUUAAUUGAUCCUGUCAAACGAAGAAUAUAUGACUCAACAGACGAGUUUGAUGAUGAGAUUCCAACUGAUUGUGCUCCACAAGAUUUCUUCAAGGUGUAUGGUCCAGCUUUUAUGAGGAAUGGGCGGUGGUCUGUUAACCAAUCUGUUCCGUCAUUAGGUGAUGACAAAACUCCAUUGAAAGAAGUUGAUGAUUUCUAUAACUUUUGGUAUAGCUUUAAAAGCUGGAGAGAGUUUCCACAUGCUGAUGAAUUUGAUAUUGAGCAAGCAGAGUCUCGGGACCACAAGAGGUGGAUGGAAAGACAGAAUGCUAAACUUACAGAAAAGGCUAGGAAGGAAGAAUAUGCUAGGAUUCGAACUCUUGUAGAUAAUGCAUACAAACGGGACCCUAGAAUACAGAGAAGAAAGGAGGAAGAGAAAGCUGAAAAGCAGAGGAAGAAGGAAGCAAAAUUUUUGGCAAAGAAGUUACAGGAAGAAGAGGCUAUUAGGCGUGCUGAAGAGGAGAAACGAAGGAAGGAGGAGGAGGAGAAACGAGCUGCAGAAGUGGCUCAACAACAGAAAAAGGUGAAAGAGAAAGAGAAGAAACUCCUACGCAAAGAACGGACUCGCCUUAGAACACUUUCUGGGCCUAUCAUAUCUCAGUCUUUGCUCGAUCUUUCUGAGGAAGAUGUGGAAAAUCUCUGUUCAUCCUUUGACAUUGAGCAGCUGAGAAAUGUGUGUGACAAAAUGGAAGGAAAAACAGGGUUGGAGCGUGCAAAGGUUCUCAAAGAUGCCCAGGGAUGCAGUAACUCAGAGAGAAAGCAUCAAGAGGUCAAGAAGACAGGACAGCAAAAUGGUUCCACAACAGCUAAUACCAGUGUACCGUUAAGCAGCCUUCAGAAGAAGGAGAGGCCUUGGGGCAAAGAUGAAAUUGAGCUCUUAAGGAAAGGAAUGCAGAAAUACCCUAAAGGAACUUCUCGUAGGUGGGAGGUUAUCUCAGAGUACAUUGGUACAGAAAGGUCAGUGGAAGAAAUUUUGAAGGCAACCAAAACGAUUCUCUUACAGAAGCCUGAUUCUGCAAAAGCUUUUGACUCGUUUCUUGAGAAAAGGAAACCAGCACAGUCAAUUGCAUCUCCACUGUCAACCAGAGAAGAGUUAGAAGGUGCAUCCACUCAAAAAUCUGAAGACAAUGCAGCAGUCAAUGGUAAUCUGGACAUGCCUUCGGGAAGAAAUGUAAACAGCCAAACUCCUAAUGAUUCAUCUGCAAAUGGAGUUCCCUCUAGCUCGGAGCAAGACGAUUGGUCAGCUGUACAAGAAAGAGCACUAGUCCAAGCUCUAAAAACAUUCCCAAAAGAGACUAGCCAGCGAUGGGAGCGGGUUGCAGCUGCCGUUCCAGGGAAGACAGUGAACCAGUGCAAGAAAAAAUUUACAUCAAUGAAGGAGAACUUCAGAAACAGAAAGAGUGCUGCUUAGCUUAUUGAGGUUUCUUCUCUUGGUGGCAAAAGUGAUCCUUUUGCAGAAAAUUGUUUACCCAUUUAUUUAUAGUUCAUAUCAAGAGGGGUUUAUCUGGAUACAUCCAACCGAUUCUUCACAAGGUCAGCCUAUUUAUAUACCUCUGCAUAGGUUUUUAUUUCAUGAAAUUUUAUCAAUGCCUACAGCUUCUAGUUUAGUAACUUGAAAUUCCCUGAAGAGAUAACAGUAUUUGCGCAUGCGGAAGAGUUUUGAAUUUUCCUUUCUUAUUAUGUUGUUUAAAACGAUUCAUGUAGAUCUAUGUUCGAAUUAUUUGUAAGCAUAUGGCUUCAUUUAGAAUGAUCCUGUUGAGUUUUGAAAAUUAAA
Molecule: messenger RNA, 2509 nt
Organism: Momordica charantia (bitter melon)
Lineage: Eukaryota; Viridiplantae; Streptophyta; Magnoliopsida; Cucurbitales; Cucurbitaceae
Biological process (GO): 'de novo' cotranslational protein folding; regulation of translational fidelity
Cellular component (GO): cytosol
Molecular function (GO): ribosome binding; Hsp70 protein binding
Source: RefSeq, a predicted model, not a curated record